GCGCGGCCAUGUCGGCGGCUCUGCUGCGGCGGGGCCUGGAGCUGCUGGGGGCGCCGGAGGCCCCCCAGGCCUCGACCCGCCGGGCCAAGGCGAGCGGGGCUCCAGGGAAGCGGGCCCGGAAGGCGAAGGCCACCCAGGCCCGGAAACUGCGGAACUCGGCCAAGGGGAAGGUGCCCAAGUCGGCGCUGGCUGAGUUCCAGAAGCGAGCUUGUCAGAGCAAUCUCCAAGUAAAUCUGAGGCUUAUGACCAAAUCGAGGAGCACCUUGUCCGACUCCGUGACCCGGCAGAUUGUGCUGCAGAACCGGGGCCGCAAGGCCUGUGACCGGCCUGCGACCAAGACUAAGAAGAAGAAGGCAGAGGGCACCGUGUUCACUGAGGAAGACUUCCAGAAGUUCCAGCAGGAAUACUUUGGCAGCUAGGCCCCAGGAAGACAUAGGGGAGAGGCACCAGGGCCGCCUCCUCUGACUUCACAGCCCCCAGGCUGCCAGCCCAGUUCAAGGAAGCCCUGGACCUGGAGCAGGCAGGAGACUGGAAUGGAGCUGAGCCGGGAGCCCUGGGGAGGCUUGACACGGGACUCAGAGGCCAUCUAUGGGAAUGAGCUGUUUCCCCCACCGGCCCUCUGGGCUGUUUGCUGUGCAAAGGCCAGUGAUGGCCUGUGUAAGCGCCUCUAGCAGGUGGGCUGAGUGGGCUUCACAGCUCAAAUAAAUGUGGACUCCAGGGCUGGCUGCAUGCUAAUCUGACUUUUCCUUCCCCCAUCCCCCCUUGCCCUGAGAACACCCAGUGUUUGCUGACCUACCCCAGAGGUGCCUUCCCUUCUGAAGCAAA
Messenger RNA from Talpa occidentalis (Iberian mole), 825 nucleotides. It is a transcript of the gene RPS19BP1, whose product is annotated as ribosomal protein S19 binding protein 1. Lineage: Eukaryota; Metazoa; Chordata; Mammalia; Eulipotyphla; Talpidae. The record is from RefSeq and is a predicted model, not a curated record. Gene Ontology annotation, cellular component: nucleolus. The transcript is spliced from 4 exons. Bases 9 to 419 code for a protein of 136 amino acids. Gene Ontology annotation, molecular function: enzyme binding.